Messenger RNA from Canis lupus familiaris (dog), 3048 nucleotides. It is a transcript of the gene PJVK, whose product is annotated as pejvakin. Gene Ontology annotation, biological process: programmed cell death. Gene Ontology annotation, cellular component: cytoplasm. The record is from RefSeq and is a predicted model, not a curated record. The transcript is spliced from 6 exons. The coding region runs from base 1030 to 2088 and encodes 352 amino acids. Lineage: Eukaryota; Metazoa; Chordata; Mammalia; Carnivora; Canidae.
UUUAUUUUUUUGCCACGAUAUCUUAAAGACAAGCCCAAACUUCAUAUAGCUCCCUUUAUUUUUUUAAAUUUUUUAAAAAAAUUUUGAGUAUAUAGCUCUCUUUAAAGGUUGAGCAACGGAGAUAAUGAUGAAACAAGACAAGCCCAAACUUCAUAUAGCUCUCUUUAUUUUUUUUAAUUAAAAAAAUUUUUUUGAGUAUAUAGCCCUCUUUAAAGGUUGAGCAAUGGAGAUAAUGAUGAAACAAAAUAAAUACAGCGCUAUUUCAAAGAGUUGUCUGUGUGCCAGCUUUAGAAUAAGAAAACCCCAAAGUCAUAGUUAUUUAUGUAUGUUAUUAGUCUUAUACAGUUAUCUGUCUACGUGUUUAUAUGUGUAAUAUGGCUUUUAUUUGUUAUUUCAUAAAAAUCUGCAUACAAUUGUUUCUCUAUAUUCUGUGAAUUUAUAUUUUGUAUUAAUCAUGAAUAAUUAAUGUUUUACAUUAAUACAAGAAGGAAAGCAUACAAGAAGGAAAAUGAAUGAACUGUAUAGUAUAAGGAUUCAAAAUAGCACUUGACUGUUGCCACAAUUGGCAUGAUGAAGUUGUGAAGGAAUUCUCUUUGGACCAUGUCCACUGUAGAUGAUAUCCAGGGCCAAUGUUAGUGUCUAAAUUGCAUUAUUGCCAUAGGGCUACAGGUGUCCUUAAAGCUGGCAAACUACUUUCAACAGUAACCCUCAUCAAGGACGUUGGUCAUGUUUUAAAAUUAAUAGUUUUCUGUAUAUGUUUUAGUGCUUAUGGAUGGCAAAUCCAAAUUGACUUGCUUUCAGUAUAUCAUUUUACACUGUUGAUCUAUAAUUCAUUACCUGAGCACACCAGGGGAGGCAGUGCUGUGAAUUGUACACUGGCAAGCUACUUGGUGAAACCAUGCUUUGUAUUUUUAAUGUGUUUAAUUAUAUUUAAAAUCAAGCAGGGCUGAGGGUUGUGUCUGGUUUUCUGUGAAAGUAUGGAUUGUUUUCUGAGGGUUGCAGUUGAUGACGUUUUGAUACCAUAUUAAUAUGUUUGCUGCUGCUACCAAGAGUUUUGUCAAGCAAGUUGGAGAUGGAGGGAGAUUAGUUCCUGUUCCAAGCCUCAGUGAGGCUGACAAAUACCAACCUCUAAGUCUGGUGGUAAAAAAGAAGCGAUGCUUUCUCUUUCCUAGAUAUAAAUUUACCUCAACACCUUUUACGCUGAAAGAUAUCCUUCUAGGAGACAGAGAAAUUUCAGCUGGUAUUUCAUCUUAUCAGUUACUGAAUUAUGAAGAUGAAUCAGAUGUUUCCCUUUAUGGAAGGCGAGGCAACCAUAUUGUGAAUGACGUUGGGAUUAACGUCACUGGAUCAGAUUCUGUUGCAGUAAAAGCUUCAUUUGGUGUAGUGACCAAACACGAAGUGGAAGUAUCAACAUUGCUCAAGGAAAUUACUACACGAAAAAUUAAUUUUGACCACAGCUUGAUACGUCAGACAAGGAGCAACAGAAAGGCAGUAUUGUGUGUGGUCAUGGAAAGCAUUCGGACCACGAGGCAGUGCUCGCUGUCUGUGCAUGCUGGAAUUCGCGGGGAAGCCAUGCGGUUUCAUUUUAUGGAUGAACAGAAUCCCAAGGGAAGGGACAAAGCUAUUGUUUUUCCGGCACACACAACCAUAGCUUUCAGUAUUUUUGAACUCUUCAUUUACUUGGAUGGUGCCUUUGACCUUUGUGUCACUUCAGUGUCAAAAGGAGGAUUUGAGAGGGAAGAAACCGCAACGUUUGCACUGCUCUACAGAUUGAGGAAUAUACUAUUUGAGAGAAAUAGAAGAGUGAUGGAUGCCAUUUCUCGUUCACAGCUUUACUUAGAUGAUCUUUUUUCUGACUAUUAUGACAAACCUCUCAGCAUGACGGAUAUUUCUCUCAAAGAAGGGACUCAUAUCCGAGUUAACCUGCUUAAUCACAACAUUCCAAAAGGACCUUGCAUACUCUGCGGAAUGGGGAACUUUAAAAGGGAGACGGUUUAUGGAUGCUUUCAGUGCUCUGUCGAUGGGCAGAAGUAUGUGAGACUUCAUGCAGUUCCAUGUUUUGAUGUUUGGCACAAGAGGAUGAAAUAAAAUGGAAAAUGAAUGUAGUGUGUUUAGGUGCAACUGUGCCACACACCUUUCCAAAAUCACCUAGAUAUGCUUUGGUGAAUUGUGGCAAAUUAAAGAGGGAAAGAGAAAUUCAUCUGCCUGGGCAUCAUUUUCUUCAUCCAUAAGCAUGGAGAUGAUAAUGGUGGCUGCCCUAUAAAUUGUCAUAAAGAUUAUAUUGUUUAUGUGAGGGAUGCCUGGGUGGCUCAGUGGUUGAACAUCUGCCUUCGACUCAGGGUCCUGGGAUUGAGUCCCACAUCGGGCUCCCUGCGUGGAGUCUGUGUCUCCCUCUGCCUGUGUCUCUGCCUCUUUCUUUCCCUCUCAUGAAUAAAUAAAAUCUUAAAAAAAAAAAUAUAUAUAUAUAUAGUUUAUGUGAAAACAGGUUUAUAUAUAAAUUUUAAAAUAUAAAUGCUCCUCCAUGAAAUCUACCAGUUACUUUAGAAUUAUAUUUGGGAUUAGGCUAUCAUUUUAGAUAAUUUUACAUGCUGAUUUUUCCAGGUAUCAAUUGUAUUUUUAAUUGACUUUUAAUUCAACAUUAAGAAUGACAAGAGGUUAAAAGUGGUGACUUUAUGGUACUUUAACCAUUGCCUUAGAUCUGGUAAAAUGAGAAAAAUGUGUUAAUAAUUUAAUGUAAUCCUAAAUGUUUAAUUGUGGUAUCAAAUGAAAAGCACAUUGAGCACAGCGUGGGGUUUUGUGUACAGUUAACAGGGUGAUUCAUAGUAUGCCAUCCUGUAAUAUACACAUGCUCACUGGUUUUGUCUUUAUAAAAACCUACUACUGUCAUUUUAAAGGUAAGGCAGCUAGGACACCUUUAUCUUUCUCCUUUGAAAAUGCUUAAAAUUGGGGGAUGCCUGGGUGGCUCAGGGGUUUAGCGCCUGCCUUUGGCCCAGGAAGUGAUCCUGGAGUCCCGGGAUCAAGUCCCGCUUUGGGCUCCCUGCAUGGAGC